This is a messenger RNA of Penicillium hordei, 621 nucleotides long. RefSeq lists its product as uncharacterized. The coding region runs from base 1 to 621 and encodes 206 amino acids. Lineage: Eukaryota; Fungi; Ascomycota; Eurotiomycetes; Eurotiales; Aspergillaceae. The record is from RefSeq and is a predicted model, not a curated record. The transcript has a single exon.
AUGUCAUGGGGACCCAUCGUCUACCGCACCUCGUACGCCCCCGAAACCAAACGUCUCCUCCCCGUAUUCCUGCGCUACGUCAACAAUUCCAUGCACCAGUCGUUGCGCCGGACGUUACCAGGCUCUGAUGAUGAAAUCCAAAUUCUCACAAAUACAUAUUCUUGCAAGAUUUUCAACUCGCUUGAUAUGUACGCCAAUAUGGACGAGGAAACGGUCCGACAAGUCUUUCAUGAUUUCAAGGUGUCGCUUGGGAUACCUGAAAUAGAGCUUCCGAGUAGACUACGCAUAUGCUUGAUGUUAGAUGACGAAGCGUUAUCGCACUUGAAACAUGUCUUAGAUUCUUCCUCGAUGAUUGAGAGCGAUGCAGAUGUGGGUGGAUGCUGGGUGAAAGUUAUUGAGGAGAAUUUCCCGGAUUCGAGGAUUGGUGAUCACCCGCUUGCGAACCCCGAUACGGAAUGUGUAUCUAGUUCUGUUGAAGAUCGUGGGAUUUAUUCUGGGUGGACUAUGGUGGCACUCGAUGCAUUAGUAGAGGUCUUUGAUGGGCUUCGGCAGAUGAAAUGUUUGGUCGACUAUCAUCGGGAGGGAAAGGUAUACUUGGGAGAGGGCAAAUGGAGCCUUUAG